AUGAUCUCAUCAUUCAUAUCAUUUUUCCUAAUAUUUCUACUGUGUCAUGUAUCAUUCGCUUACCAUAUAGCCAACAAUCGUCAGAUUCAUACUAAUUACAACUUUGAUACCGUAUCCUCAAUUCAAUCACCAUUCGAAGUGAAUUGUACCAUAUCAUUAUGUGGCGGAGAUCUUGCACCUAUAUACUGUCAUGGUGAUAUCCUUAGCACCGCUUGGAGGUUCGGCCUACAAGAUCUAUGUCCAGGAGCAAGGAUGCGUUUCAGUGCAAAACAAAUAUUGGAAAAUUUUCAGAAAUUAAAGUAUCCUAUUGAAAAGGAGGAAUUUCGCGAUUUCUGUGGAAAUAAUUUCGAGGACGCUCCAUACUUAAAGAAUGUGACAUUGCCUGAUUUUAAAAUUUGGCCACACUUCUUCGAUUCGAUCAGAAGGAAGGAUCACUUAAAGCUUGCUAAAUCUCUACAUUCGCUGUGGAACAAACUAUCUCGUGAAUUCGUUCGAGACGUUCAUCUUAAUACAUCAUUUUAUCCCAUUGUUCCCGUAAAUAAUGCAUUUAUUGUUCCUGGCGGGAAAUUUCAAAUUUUCUUUUACUGGGAUUCGUACUGGAUUCUAAAAGGUCUCUACCUGUCGGAAUUGGUACGCACUGCUAAAGGAAUGAUACAAAACUUUGCUGACAUCAUUGACAAGCAUGGAUUCAUCCCUAAUUCAGGAAGUAUUCAAUUAUCUCGUCGUUCUCAACCUCCUAUGUUCGUGCAAAUGGUAAAGGAUUAUUUUAAUGUUACGAAAAACGUGGAAACGCUGCGACGAUGGAUUCCGUUCAUGGACAGAGAAAUGCAAUGGUGGAUCAAUAAAAGAAGUGUAGAAAUCGAUUUACCGAGCAAAAGAACGGCUUUCGUUUAUCUUUAUAGGACGGAAACAAACUGUCCACGUCCGGAGAACUUCCUCUCCGAUUAUUAUCUCGGAUUGAACAGUACUGAUCCCAUGAGUUCUUGGACAGCAAUGGCAUCUGCUUGCGAAAGUGGUUGGGAUUUCAGCAGUCGCUGGUUUGAUCACGAAGGCGAGCGGCAAUACGCAAAGGUGACAAUUCGCACUCAGACUAUUGUUCCCGUAGAUUUGAAUGUUUACAUGGCUUUGAAUAUGAGAUUUCUUGCUGACUCGCACACAUUAUUGGGUAAUCAUAGCAUGGCUACUUGGUAUCGGGACAAAUAUGAUAACUUGUUAUUCGAUAUUAAUGCUCUUUUCUGGAAUAUGGAAGAAGGAGUAUGGUUUGAUUACGAUCUUCACAAAAGAAAACAAAGAUCCGAGUUCUACCCUUCCAAUGUGUUUCCACUCUUGUUAGCUGAAAUGGAACCGCAAGCCGACAAUGUCUAUAACUAUCUCGAAAGAAUAGACGUUUUUCGAUAUCCCGGUGGAGUACCCUCUACUAUGCCUGUGAAGUCAACGGAACAGUGGGAUUUCCCCAAUGUUUGGGCACCGACACAACACUUUUUUAUCCGAAGUCUUCUGACGUCGAAACAUCCUGGAUUGCAGCAGAGAGCCCUUGACGAAGCGGACAAAUUCGUCACCACUGUCUUUAAUGGAUUAUUCAAUCCACAGAGAGGCAUGCCAUCUGGAGUAUGGGAAAAGUACGAUGCUCGCAGUUCAGAGGGAAAACCUGGUGGUGGUGGAGAGUAUGUAGUACAGGAAGGGUUCGGUUGGACGAAUGGUGUUGUUAUGGAUUUAAUAAAUCUGAUAAGCACUCAUGACGUUUCCAUAAAGUCAACUGAAAUGAAUUUAUUCGGAGAACCAGAACGUGCUGGAUUCGUUAUCGUUGCCAUCUUCUUCUUGCUACUUCUGGCUACCUGGUUUGCCUCGUGCGGUCUGUACGGCUACUUUUGGUUUCCAAGACAAAGAGUAGUGCAAGGCGAAGAACGAUCUUCUCGACAUCUUCUAGAAGAAAGUGAUAGCGAUUAG
Messenger RNA from Necator americanus (New World hookworm), 1947 nucleotides. RefSeq lists its product as uncharacterized. The transcript has 15 exons. Gene Ontology annotation, biological process: trehalose catabolic process. The record is from RefSeq and is a predicted model, not a curated record. Lineage: Eukaryota; Metazoa; Nematoda; Chromadorea; Rhabditida; Ancylostomatidae. Gene Ontology annotation, molecular function: alpha,alpha-trehalase activity. Bases 1 to 1947 code for a protein of 648 amino acids.